Schistosoma guineensis is the source of this 508-nucleotide messenger RNA. The record is from the annotation of a GenBank genome assembly. Lineage: Eukaryota; Metazoa; Platyhelminthes; Trematoda; Strigeidida; Schistosomatidae.
CGCAAUGAUCGCGAACAGUGGUGAGUAGCGAAAGCAAGAGAGAUGGAAAAGGCAGCGGCAAUAGGUAAUAGCAGACAAUUGUUUAGACUCGUUAAGGAAACCGGAAUCAGGAACCCGACCGUUAGCGAAACAAUCUCAGAGAAAGAUGGACAUAUUAUUCAUUCUCAAUCCAGGAGAUUGGAUCGAUGGGCAGAACACUUUAGGGAUCAGUUCAACUGGCCUUCAGCCACACUUCGGUUUCCCACGAUCUCCAGUCAACCUGAAUGGCAAGUUAAUGUAAGUCCUCCGUCCCUUUACGAAGUUGAAAAAGCCAUAGAAAAUCUGAAACGAGGGAGAGCAGCAGGCCCUGACAGGUUUACUCCUGAGAUUUUUAAGGAUGGUGGUCCAGUAUUAGCAAUGAGAUUAACCGAGGUCUUAGGCAGAAUUUGGGAACUGGACGUAAUCCCAUCUGACUGGUCUCAAUCACUGAUUGUGCCAGUUUUUAAGAAAGGAUAAAAGUCCUCUUGUG